GAGAAUUCCCCUGCUCGGAGCCUGUUUGCUUUGAUAAUUAGGCAAGGCGGCGAGGGACGUUAUGGAAAACAUGUGGAAGAUCCCAGACAAUGGAAAUUGCUCCAUUGGGCUUCACAACCCCCAACUGAGGAUCCCUUGCUGCAUGCCAGGAUGGAUCUGAGCUCAGGAAAGCAGGAGAACCAGAGGCUGAGAAGUGAGGCGUCAUCCGAAGUUUCCAACACGGCUCAGGUGCUUUGCAUGUCCCUCGUGCCUUUGUGGCAAGGAUGUUGGGGCAUUUCAGAGACAUAGAGGGACCAGAUCUCCAUGCCUGCACCCCACAAGAUGCUCAGAACUGAUGACAACAAGAAAGCAAGACCGAGCACCUGGGAGGAACUUCCAGAGACUGACGUCUGAAGAGUAAAACCAGCUCCCUGCAGCAACGGGAAGAAAGAUCCUCCAAUCUGUCCCCCAGCACCCCCCCUCCCCCCCCCACACACACAAUCUCACACUCACACACGUGUGCAUGCACACCCACGCACAGAGGAGAGCUUUAUUUAUUUAUUUAUUUAUUUAAUUUAUAUAUUUAUUGAAAAUUUAUUUAAAGUAUUUAUUGGGAAGAUGGUUUGCUGGCAUCGCUGAUUCCCCGGAGAAAGGGAGCAGCUUUGAAACCCACUUUGGAAAUAUUAUUAUUAUUUAUUAUUAUUAUUACUAUUAUUAUUAUUAUUAUUACUAUUACUUAUUUAUUCCCCCCAUCCAUUCCUUUCCUCGUGAUGGUGAUGACGAUGUAAACUGGAGGAGCUUUAUAGGAAAUAGAAAGCGAUUUCACUGUGUAAUCCUCCCUAUAUCUAUUUAUUCAUCUAUCCAUUUGCCUACCAUAUCUAUCUAGCUGUCUGUCUGUGUGUUUGUCCAUCUAUCUGUCUUUCUGUUUACCUCUCUAUCCUCGUACACUCUGUCCGUCUCUCAGUCCAUCCAUCCAUCCGUCCCUCUUAUUCCAAGAUGAUGCUGAACUCAGACCAGACUGAGAUCGACCUGCCCCCGACGCACUCGGAGACAGAGUCGGUCUUCAGUGACUGCGGGGGGGUAGGCGGCCGCGGGGGGGGCCCCGAAGACGCCGGCAGCGUCGGCCUGUGUGGCCAGUCCCGUGUGGCAGAGCCGGGUGAGGCGCUGAAAAAGGACCUGCAGCACCUGAGCCGGGAGGAGCGCCGCCGGCGGCGCCGGGCCACGGCCAAGUACCGCACAGCCCACGCCACGCGGGAGCGCAUCCGCGUGGAGGCCUUCAACAUGGCCUUUGCCGAGCUGCGCAAGCUGCUGCCCACGCUGCCACCGGACAAGAAGCUCUCCAAGAUCGAGAUCCUCCGCCUGGCCAUCUGCUACAUCUCCUACCUGAACCACGUGCUGGACGUCUGACCGCCCCACUCUGCCCUCCAUCCGUCCGUCUGCCCGCUGACUACCCGACCUGAAGCACAUGCUGGACAUCUGAGCCGCCUGGCCCCUGCCCUCCAUCUCUCCAUCCAUCCAUGCAACAGAGCAUCCAUCCAUCCAUCCCCUGUAUGUCCCACCUGAACAGAGUGCAUGCGGGUCUGAGCCUGGGUCUGUCUGUCUGUCUGUCUGCCUGCUGUAUCUGCUACCUGAAUGAUGUACUGGACAUUUUCUAUGAUUUUAUGACAUCUGAGCUCCCCAGUCCAUAUGCACCUCGGGAUGUCAGAGCUCCCAAGCCAACGGCCGUCUGUCCGCCUGCAUUGGACCCUGCACAACCCAUGAGUGGUUGAUGCCGUGUCCAUCCAUCUAUCCAUCCCCACGUGCUCACUCCCUCUGUCUGUCUGUCUCUCUAUCCCAUCACGUACCCCAAAAGCCUCUGCCUGUUGGUAUGUGUCUGUUCGCUGGUCUGUCCAGGGCUUUGCUCACAGCCCUCAGCCUCUCCGUCCAUUUGGGGUUUCAGCUGAAAGUCAAGAGACAAAAAAACAACUGCAAGAGUUUUCUCCAACAUUUAGCUCUUACCAGUACUCCUGGGUCCUAUCCCCUCCCUGCCGCUGACUUGCCCAGGGGGAUAGGGGUGCCCCCUUUUCCCCCCUCUCUGUACCUCAGUUUCCCCUCUCCCGUAAAAGCAGGGAGAAUGAUACCUACCUCUGUCUUGCGAAGACUUGUCCGUGAAUGUCCACAGCGUGCUCGGAGAUCCCUGGGAGGAGAGAAGUGGCAGAGAGACACGGCCGUGGCAAACGGAGGAGGAUUUCCCAGCCCUGCGUGGCUCAGCUGGAGCAACAGGCAGACAGACACACAGA
This is a messenger RNA of Alligator mississippiensis (American alligator), 2258 nucleotides long. RefSeq names its product nescient helix-loop-helix 1 (gene NHLH1). The transcript is spliced from 4 exons. The record is from RefSeq and is a predicted model, not a curated record. Gene Ontology annotation, biological process: regulation of transcription by RNA polymerase II. The coding region runs from base 976 to 1386 and encodes 136 amino acids. Gene Ontology annotation, molecular function: RNA polymerase II cis-regulatory region sequence-specific DNA binding; DNA-binding transcription factor activity, RNA polymerase II-specific; protein dimerization activity. Lineage: Eukaryota; Metazoa; Chordata; Crocodylia; Alligatoridae.